Cuscuta epithymum is the source of this 1064-nucleotide messenger RNA. The record is from the annotation of a GenBank genome assembly. NCBI's taxonomy places the organism in Eukaryota, Viridiplantae, Streptophyta, Magnoliopsida, Solanales, Convolvulaceae.
CUUAUCUGUUUCUGUCGCCGUCACGCCACCCUUUAUUCGCGUCCCUCCCUUCCACGUUCUCCGCACCUUUCCCGCCCUACUUCCUCCUUACUGCUUCCCCUUUUCAAACUUAUACGCUUUCUCGACUCCCCACCCUUCAUUCCUGUUGCCAUUUCAUCUCUCUGGCUUUAUCGAUCUCUCUUCAUUCUUUUGCUUAGCGAUGGCGGGUCUCCCGAUCUCCUCCCUCUCUCUAUUCUUACUCUUCGCGAUGUUUUCCGUUCAACGUGCUCUACCUGCAGAUCCGCCUGGGAUUUCGCCAGCGCCGGCUGCUGUUGUCUCUCCCGAGACUCCAUCACCGUCUCCUGCACUCUCUGACAGUUCUCGACCGUCAGAUUUCACCUCGCCGUCGCCAUCGCCGCCAUCGGUGAUUGCUAAUGCUCCGUCUCCGUCCCCCGCGAUUGCAAAUACACUUUCGCCGUCGAAUUCACCUGCUCCCGCGCCGGUCUCUCAAAUGGCAAGUGAUGUAGCUCACGAGAGCGUGGAAUUAUCUCAUGAGUCCGGAAAAGAGGGAAUGAGCGGCGGGAAGAAGGCCGGAAUAGCGGUCGGAGUGAUUUCUGGGAUGGUUGUGGUAGGGUUGGUAGGGAAGGUUUACAAAAAGCGGCAGGAUAAUGUCCGUCGAGCGCAUUUCGGACAGGCCUCCCGGAGAGGGUUUCUCUAAGCUCCGACUUAUGCAAAUCCAGCCUUUGACGCUAAAAAACUGCAUAGAUCUGGGAAUCCACAGAUGUAAAGAGGUGAUGGCAAACGUUUGAUUCUUCUUCACUUGAUAGAGAAAAGCUACUGUUAAUUUCUAGUUUAUUUUGUCCAUUUCAUUUAAUUAAGUCUCUCUUUUGCUGGUUUGUUGAUUUAUUAUUUCAUGAAUGUAAGUUACUCCGUACGUUAUUGGCGUCAUAUCAGUAAUUUUGUGAGUGGACUUCGCCCUUCAGUUCGUGGUGCUAAAUGAGUGUUAUGUAUUCCUAUGUAAAAAAAUCUGUAAUGAACAUUUAUAUAAAAGAUUAGUUUAAAAAAAAUUACUAAAUCAAAAGUUC